CCAACCAAGCCGAGAAAAAAAGAUCCAAGGAAACGUAUUCCCCAUCUUCCUUCUCGCGGUCAGGCCCCGUCCCCUUUCUCCCGCGUCUGCGCGAUCCCAAACCCCCUCGGCGAUCCCAGAUCCUUCGACCAUUAGGGUCACCCCACAAGCACGCCCCCGCCUCCGGCCUCCACACGCGCGUCGCCGCCAAUCGCCGUUUCCUGCCGCUCCCCGUUCGUCCUUCCUCAGUUCAUCGAGGUAUGAGGUCUUUGAUUGCUGACUGGAUCGAUGAAUUCGAGACCAGUAGUGCUCAUCUUCCUCCUGCUCGUGCUCAUCGUAACAUCACAGUUUGAGUGGAAGCAGCAGAUUGGUGAGGCCGAGGCGACCCCAGCUGCUGCGACACGACGGAGGCAACAAGCGCUGGUCGUAAGGGAAGAUGCUAUCAAAGAGAAAAUAAUAUUGGCGCAAGAGAAAAACAUCCAGCAGCUCACCGAGCUUAUCCAGAGCCUCCAGGUGCAGCUACUGCACUGCCGCGGCAGUAACAGUACUACUGCUCAUAGCGCCUCCUCGAAUCAGUCGUUGACCAAGGACAGCAAAGUGGAGGGACCGGACAUGAUGGAUGAUUGAUCAUAUGAAUCGUCACCUGAAUGAAUCGUCAUCGUCACACGGACCAGUAGGAAUAUCGGUAGAGAGUUAUGUUUAUGUAUUGAUAUGCUGUUCAAUAGGCACUAUGACAUUAGCUACGACCAUUUCCUUUUAAUUUCUUUUCUUCUUUUACCCCCAGCUUGUACAUGCUUGUAAUAUUGUAUCAUCAAGUUAACUAGCCUCACCUUCCUGAUUAAGUUUGAGACAUACCUGUACCAA
This is a messenger RNA of Brachypodium distachyon (stiff brome), 843 nucleotides long. RefSeq lists its product as uncharacterized. The coding region runs from base 268 to 606 and encodes 112 amino acids. The transcript is spliced from 3 exons. The record is from RefSeq and is a predicted model, not a curated record. NCBI's taxonomy places the organism in Eukaryota, Viridiplantae, Streptophyta, Magnoliopsida, Poales, Poaceae.